Messenger RNA from Ricinus communis (castor bean), 2693 nucleotides. RefSeq names its product isoamylase 1, chloroplastic. Gene Ontology annotation, molecular function: hydrolase activity, hydrolyzing O-glycosyl compounds. The transcript has 18 exons. Gene Ontology annotation, biological process: carbohydrate metabolic process. The record is from RefSeq and is a predicted model, not a curated record. Lineage: Eukaryota; Viridiplantae; Streptophyta; Magnoliopsida; Malpighiales; Euphorbiaceae. Bases 134 to 2527 code for a protein of 797 amino acids.
UAUAAUUCAGGUUCCGUUAUCGAGUGUUGAGCAGACCAAUGGCCUAAAAACCAAAACAAGUCCACAUAUUUCAGCUGACUUAACAAAAAAAAAAAAAAAAGGCUCAUUCUAUGAUCAUGGUCAGUUAACAAUAAUGGAGUUGAUUCAGUUUGCUACUAGUUCACGUUCUCUAUCUGUUCCUGUCCUCAAUUCUUACUGCAACAAAAACAACAAGGAGAAGGAAUGUGGUGAGUUUGUUAACUUCACAAGCACAAGCAGAAUCAGAAUCAGAAUCAGAAGCAGAUGCUAUUACUCUGUAGUCACUAAAGCCGCUAGAAGGGAUGAGGUGGAGACUGCGGUGGUCGUUGAUAAACCUAAGUUUCGGAGAUAUCAAGUCUCCGAGGGUCAUCCGGCGCCGUUUGGUGCAACUAUUGCUGACGGUGGAGUUAAUUUCGCUAUUUAUUCUUCCGAUGCUGUUUCCGCUUCUCUCUGUUUGAUUUCUCUCGAUGAUUUGACUCAGAAUCGAGUUAGUGAGGAGAUAGCUCUUGAUCCAGUAAGGAAUAGAACAGGAGACAUUUGGCAUGUGUUUCUCAAAGGAGAUUUUAAAGAUACGUUGUAUGGUUAUAGAUUUGAUGGAGUUUUAUCUCCUCAUGAUGGACAUUAUUUUGAUUCUUCUCAAAUUGUAUUAGAUCCUUAUGCAAAAGCAGUAAUAAGCAGAGGAGAAUUUGGUGUUUUAGGACCUGGUGAUAAUUGCUGGCCUCAAAUGGCUGGUAUGAUACCCUCUGCUUCUCAAGCUGAGUUUGACUGGGAAGGAGAUUUACCAUUAAAAUAUCCCCAGAAAGAUCUAGUGAUAUACGAAAUGCAUGUUCGAGGUUUUACACGGCACGAAUCGAGCAGGACUGAAUUCCCAGGGACAUAUCUCGCUACUGUCGAAAAGCUUGAUCACUUGAAAGAACUUGGUGUCAACUGUAUAGAGUUAAUGCCAUGCCAUGAGUUCAAUGAGCUGGAGUACUACAGUUACAAUUCUGUCUUGGGUGAUUACAAGAUGAACUUUUGGGGGUAUUCAACUAUCAAUUACUUUUCUCCUAUGACUAGAUAUUCUUCUGCUGGGACUCGUAAUUGUGGUCGUGAUGCAAUUAAUGAAUUCAAGUUUCUUGUUAGAGAAGCACAUAAACGAGGAAUUGAGGUGAUCAUGGAUGUUGUUUUUAAUCACACAGCUGAAGGAAAUCAGAAAGGCCCUAUCUUAUCUUUUAGAGGAGUUGAUAACAGUGUCUAUUACAUGCUUGCUCCUAAGGGAGAGUUUUAUAAUUAUUCAGGUUGUGGGAACACAUUCAAUUGCAACCAUCCUAUUGUGCGCCAAUUUAUAUUGGACUGCCUAAGAUAUUGGGUACUGGAAAUGCAUGUGGAUGGCUUCCGCUUUGAUCUUGCAUCUAUUAUGACUAGGGGUAGCAGUCUUUGGGACGCAGUCAAUGUUUUUGGGAAUCCAAUAGAGGGUGACUUGCUGACAACUGGCACCCCUCUUAGCAGCCCUCCAUUGAUUGACAUGAUAAGUAAUGAUCCAAUACUUCAUGGAGUAAAGCUUGUAGCUGAAGCAUGGGACACUGGAGGCUUGUAUCAAGUUGGUUCCUUUCCUCAUUGGCAAAUAUGGUCAGAAUGGAAUGGGAAGUAUCGGGAUGUUGUGAGGCAGUUCAUCAAGGGUACAGAUGGCUUUUCUGGGGCUUUUGCAGAAUGCCUAUGUGGGAGCCCUAAUCUAUAUCAGGAAGGAGGAAGGAAGCCAUGGAACAGCAUCAAUUUCAUAUGUGCGCAUGAUGGUUUUACUUUGGCUGAUUUGGUGUCCUAUAACAACAAAAAUAACUUGGCCAAUGGGGAAGACAACAAUGAUGGGGAAAGUCAUAACAACAGCUGGAACUGUGGUCAGGAAGGAGAGUUUGCAAGCAUUUUAGUGAAGAAGUUGAGGAAACGACAAAUGCGAAAUUUCUUUGUCUGUCUCAUGGUUUCGCAAGGUGUUCCGAUGAUAUAUAUGGGGGAUGAAUAUGGCCAUACAAAAGGAGGAAACAACAAUACAUAUUGCCAUGAUAACUAUAUCAACUACUUUCGGUGGGAUAAGAAGGAAGAGUCCUCAUCAGACUUCUACAGAUUUUGCCGCCUGAUGACCAAAUUCCGUCAUGAAUGUGAGUCCCUUGGUUUGAAUGACUUCCCGACAGCAGAGAGGUUACAGUGGCAUGGCCAUUCUCCUGGAAUGCCAGAUUGGUCUGAGACAAGCCGAUUUGUGGCCUUUACACUGAAUGACUCGGUAAAAGGAGAGAUCUAUGUGGCCUUCAACGCUAAUCAUUUGCCGGUUACCAUCGCCCUGCCAGAACAGCCAGGAUACAGAUGGCAGCCUUUGGUAGACACUGGCAAGCCUGCACCAUUUGACUUCUUUUCCAGCGACAUUCCUGACAGAGACAUUGCUUAUAAACAGUAUGCUCAUUUUCUUGAUGCAAAUUUGUACCCUAUGCUUAGUUACUCUUCCGUAAUCCUCACCCUUUCUCCAGACGAUAUUGCUUAAGCCUGGAACACAAUUCGAAAGUUCUGCUUCAAUAUCAGCCGUACAUAUUUUUUCGAAUUUCUGGGAAACCAUUCAUGGAGCCUAGUGCUAUCUAAAUUUACAAUUCAGUUACUGUAAUGGGAAGAUAAAGCAUGGAGUGAAAAACAGUUGCUAUAUUCUCAGUUAA